AUGGCAGGCGAGUGUAGUCUGGUGAGUGUUCUUGGAGCAAUAUUGGUAUUAACCAUCUUCCAUAAUCCGUUCAUGGUCUACGCCGACCAAGGUAUGCCGUAUGUAGCGUUGUUCACUUUCGGAGACUCCUCCUACGACGCCGGAAACAAACUGUAUAAGCAAGCAAAUCCAAAGCUACCUGCACAACACUUGUGGCCUUACGGAAAAUCCCGCGACGACCCCAACGGCAAAUUCUCCGACGGCCACAUCAUCCCCGACUUUAUCGCUGACUUCAUGACCAUUCCGACUGGAAUCAAUCCGGUACUUAAACCCGGCGUUAAUCUCACACGUGGAGCUAGCUUUGCCGUCGCCGGUGCUUCUAUUCGUGGGUCUCCCGAGGAAUCUAUGACACUGAAUGAACAAGUGAAACUAUUCAAAAGUUUGAAAUCGAAAUAUUGGACGGAUAAAUACAUCGCGAAAUCACUGUUCAUGAUAUACAUUGGUACGGAAGAUUACUUGAACUUCACCAAGGCCAACCCCAAAGCAGACGCUUCUGCUCAGCAAGCUUUUGUCACUUUGGUCACUAACCAAUUAAAGAACGACAUCAGCUUGUUAUACACCUUGGGAGCGAGUAAAGUAAUGGUUCAAUUGCUAGCACCACUGGGUUGCUUACCGAUCGUGAGACAAGAAUACGAAACCGGCACCUUAUGUUACCCGCAACUCAACGAUUUGGCCAGACAACACAACGAAAAGAUUGGUCCGAUGUUGAACGAUUUUGCUCAAAAAUCCCAAGCACCCUACGGUUUCCAGUUCACCGUCUUCGAUUUCUACAAUGCCGUUCUCCGAAGGACGGAGAGAGAUAACUACCGUUUUUUUGAGACCAACGUAUCUUGUUGCGGUGUUGGGACGCACAAUGCGUACGGAUGCGGAAAGAAUAAUGUGCACUCGAAGCUAUGUGAGUACCAAAGAUCUUACUUCUUCUUCGACGGACGUCACAACACAGAGAAGGCUCAAGAGGAAAUGGCUCAUCUCAUCUACGGAGCCAACCUUAACGUGAUCCAGCCGAUGACCUUCCGUGAGCUAAUCGUGUACCCAGCCGGUGACAAGAUGCUUGAGUUUUGGAAGCCUGAUACCUUCUCCUUGAACCGUCGUCGUCCAUCUGUCGAUCCGAACAUCGAGUUAUCAUCGGCUUAUUAG
Molecule: messenger RNA, 1176 nt
Organism: Microthlaspi erraticum
Lineage: Eukaryota; Viridiplantae; Streptophyta; Magnoliopsida; Brassicales; Brassicaceae
Source: the annotation of a GenBank genome assembly